GAUUCGAUAACAAAGUCGGCACAUAAAAUUUAUCUCAUAUACAUAUGACCAGAACGAUAUCAGCAUGGUUCAAGCAGUUCACCACCACAGGCCGACUCUCAAGCAGCAAAAUAAACCCUUCAAGUCAAAACAUGCGACGAAGUCCGCGCUGAAAGACAUUGCCAAGGGGCGUACUCAGCGUCCUUCUCCAAAAUCUACCGCAGUCAACACCGCUGCGCAACUCCGAUUUAACAGGCGAAACACUCAGAAACAGAUACAGGCUGCCAAGCGUGCUGCCCUCGUAGCCGCCACUCGUAUCUUCAACGGUACGGACGGAGCGCCGAGAAUUGUCGCAGUGAUACCACUAUGUGAGGGAAUUCAUACAGAGGACGCUAUCCGCGCUCUUUCUUCUGUAGUAGGAGAAGAACUGGAAGGUGUACAAGGCAAUUGUAUAGUGUGGAGGAUGAAGGCGCAUCGUUUCAAAACGUCGCUUAUGUUUCUUCCUGUUCAGUAUGGAAACUACUGGGGUGCCCUCGACGCCGCGAAAGCCGCAGAUUAUGUUUUCUUUUUGUUCAGUCCGACCGUGGAGGUUGAUCGGAAGGGUGACACGCUCCUUCGCACGCUACAGGCCCAAGGUUUACCAACUGUUAUAUCUGUCAUUCCUCCUGACUCACAAGCCCACUCCAUCGAUCAAAAGUCUCGCUCGGCCAUCCUCAAGUCACUUCUGUCCUUUAUCCAAUAUUUUGAGCCUUCUCAGACCCGAGUCUACGAUUUGUCUAACUCAUCAGACUCUUUGAUUGCUUUGCGUUCUCUGGCGGAAGGCCAUCCUCGAGAAGUAAAAUGGAGAGCGGGACGACCUUGGGUCGUUGGUGAGGAAGUAAAUUGGGAGGAUGGGAUUCUCAAAGUUACAGGCAUCGUUCGGGGCGCACGCCUUAGCGCAAAUCGGUUGGUUCAUGUCCCAAAUUUUGGGGACUAUGCAGUAUCCAAGAUAAUGUCUGCUCCUUUGCCUCGCGAUAAUUCCCAUAAACGGAUAUCAAUGGACAUCGAACCCCAGGUUCUGUCGGAACGAGUUCCCUCGUCUGCAGACAGUUUGUUAUCGACUAAUGUUCCAGAUGAUAUGGCCAAUGAACAAACUUGGCCGACUGAAGAAGAGAUGGACAACGUAAAAACGCAAGAGCAUCACGUACCCGAGAACAUACCGGACGCUGGCACAGGUAUCACCCCAAAGCGAAUCAAACACAUACCGAAAGGAAUGAGCGAGUACCAAGCGUCAUGGAUCGUCGAUGAUAGCGACGACGACAGAGAGUCUGAGGAGGGCUUGCACGAUGAUGCAAGUGAUCAAAGGAGCAGUGCUGAAGAGCAAGACCAUGAUAUGAUACCACUAGAUUCGGUGACGGACAUUGAAACUGACCGGAAGAGCGUUGUCGCAUUCCACGAUCUUGAUGCGGAAGAGGAGGAAAGACAAUUGAAGGAGUGGCGGAACCGUGUGCAGGAGGAACGUGACGCGCAACAAUUCCCUGACGAACUUGACACUCCUCAAGAUACCCCUGCCCUCACACGAUUUGCUCGCUACCGCGGGAUGCGCUCUUUCCGUACUAGUCCAUGGGAUCCUUAUGAGAACCUUCCUAGGGAUUACGCGCGGAUUUUCGAAUUCGAUGAUUUUAAGCGCACGCAACGAGACGUCCAGAAGGCUGCUGAGUCAGAAGGGGUUGAGCCAGGAACGAGAGUCACUGUCUAUGUUGAAGGUGUCCCUGAAGAGGCCAGCGUCACCCGCGGCCUUCCUCUCGUUAUCCAUGGACUACUUGAACACGAGCAUAAGAAAACAGUUCUCCACUUUACUGUGCAGCGCAACACUGAGUAUGAAGGUUCCGUCAGAUCAAAGGACCCACUCACUCUUUGUUACGGACCGCGCCGUUUGCGCGUAAAUCCGGUGUACAGCCAGCACACGCGUGGGGGCGGAAAAGGCGUGAAUAACGUCCACAAGUUUGAACGGUUUCUCUGGCAUGGGACCACCAUGGUUGCCAGUGUCUACGCGCCUGUCGUUUUCGGUAGACAGGCGUGUACACUGCUGCGGGAGACCAAAGGCGUCGAAGUGCCGGAACUUGUCGCAAUGGGCUCCUUCAUGAACCCUGACACGACAAGGAUUAUAGCCAAGAGAAUUGUCUUGACGGGACAUCCCUUCAAGAUACACAGAAAAUCGGCGACCGUGCGAUACAUGUUCUUCAACCCUGAUGACAUACAGUAUUUCAAGCCCGUCCAGUUACAUACGAAGCAUGGGCGAAGUGGGCACAUUCGAGAGUCAUUAGGGACCCACGGGUACUUCAAGGCACACUUCGAUGGACCGAUCAGUCAGAUGGAUACGGUGUGCAUGUCGUUGUAUAAACGCGUGUACCCUCGCUGGAGCGAACCAUGGAGACCGGAGUCCCGUGAACCGUUGGAUGGUCCUCCCAGCAAGGAUGAAGAUAUUUUAAUGAGCUGAAGAGAGGCUCAGCCCUGUUCACGUGUAUGCAGAAUGCAUUCUACCGUACUCUAAGCUCGGCACAACCUUCCAUCUAACGCGUACAUACGAUGUCUGUACAAUUACACCCAUGCGAUUCUCGAGUUGAAUCACGAUCCCGUCUCUGACAAUUUACUUAAAAUGGAGAAGAGCACAGUCUUCGUGCAGAUUGAUAGACUACGUAGGGACUCGAUGCUCAUCGAC
This is a messenger RNA of Pisolithus orientalis, 2680 nucleotides long. Its product is annotated as ribosome biogenesis protein tsr1. Bases 65 to 2458 code for a protein of 797 amino acids. Gene Ontology annotation, biological process: ribosome biogenesis; maturation of SSU-rRNA from tricistronic rRNA transcript (SSU-rRNA, 5.8S rRNA, LSU-rRNA); endonucleolytic cleavage of tricistronic rRNA transcript (SSU-rRNA, 5.8S rRNA, LSU-rRNA). The record is from RefSeq and is a predicted model, not a curated record. The transcript is spliced from 10 exons. Gene Ontology annotation, cellular component: nucleus; preribosome, small subunit precursor. Gene Ontology annotation, molecular function: GTPase activity; U3 snoRNA binding; GTP binding. Lineage: Eukaryota; Fungi; Basidiomycota; Agaricomycetes; Boletales; Pisolithaceae.